AUGAUCGUCCGGGAGAGCCCCAAGGGCAAAGUUAAGGAAAACCAACCAAACUGGCCGCCGCAGUCGUCCGUUGAGGCCCUUCUCAGCUCACCGUCCGCACGCAAAAAGUACGAGAGGCGCCGAGAACGCAAUUCUAUUUCGCCCUCACCGUCGAAGCGCCACCCCAUGUCCCGAGGCAACGCACAACUCGAUAGUGAUGGAGAUGAGGAUGAAGAGACGCUUCAGCUCAAGUUGCAAGCCAUCGAGGCAAAGUUGAAGCUCAAGGCACUACAGAGAAAACGGACGACAUCGAGCGAUGCAGAUCGCGAUGGGGCUUCCUCGCGCGCAAGCACAACCAUGGGUAUGGGUAUGCGCAGGCUGGACAUAUCGCGAACAGAGCCCAUACAAGAGAGCGACAUUCAAGUUCCGCAUUCACCGGUCCGGACACGACGACAGCUGGAUGAGCCAAAGAGUCCUGCGCGGGUCAUGCUGGGCAUCGACAAGGGUCUGACGGCUCGCGACAUUAGUCUGAAGCGACCGGGGAGCGUCCUGGGCCGGGCAGGAAGAUCAAAUUCGACAAGAAGCAUGGAACCCCCAAAGAUCAAGUCAUUCAGCGAGCGCAUUGCAGAGAGCAGAAAUAAGGAAAAAGUGCGAGAAGAGAAGGAGGAAAAGGCGGAGCAGCGGAGGAGCAGAGGUUUCGGUUUGCAGAGCAUAGAAGGAUUGAGGGAACGACCAUCACUAUCACGCACAAGCUCAUCCCAAAGUACCGACACUAGGAGUUCCCGCGAUAUGCCGCCGCCAGCGCCUAGGAAUCUCAACCGAAUGGCAAAUCGCGCGUCAGUCGACUUGACCUUGAGGAAUCCACCAUCUUCUGCACCACGACCCGGCUCCACGUCUUUCCCGCCCCCACGGCCCAUUUCCAUGUCAUUUCCACCACCACAGUCACCCCGACCCGGUUCCACUUUGUCAUUUCGUUCAGAAAGUACACGUCCAUCUUCAAAGUCUUCUUCCAAUGGGUUCGGCGCUUCAACGGCUUCAAAAUAUGCGGAGAUUUCCUCACGAGACGACAGUGCCGAUGCACCUAGUUUUGAAUCCUUCUCUGGUCUACACCUCAAGUCCCGGGAGAUGCAACAUAACGUAGUAACGCGCACGCUGGAAGGCAAGACAGUGCUGACAAUACCACAAUUACUGAAGACUGUCAAGGCGCCUGCGUAUGAUCCUCCGGAUUUGGAGAAUGACUAUGUUGUGCUUGGUGUUAUUUGCUCCAAGUCAACACCCUACGAUUCCAAGAAUGCAGCCAAGGACCAGAGCAAAGAUAGCCGAGAGAGGGAUGCAGAUCCAAACGGCAAGUUCAUGGUCCUGAAACUGACGGAUUUGAAAUGGGAGCUUGAUCUAUUCCUGUUUGAUACUGGGUUUUCUCAAUUUUGGAAGCUUCCCGUUGGUACACUCGUCGCCAUCCUUAAUCCGGACAUCAUGCCGCCACGGAAUCGAGAUACUGGCAAGUUCAGUCUCAAGCUCUCUAGCUCGGACGACACCAUUCUUGAACUUGGCACAGCACGAGACUUGGAGUUUUGCCAUGCGCAACGGAAAGAUGGCAAGGAGUGCACCCAGUGGAUCGAUGGUCGUAAGACUGAGUACUGCGAGUUUCACAUCCAAUUACAAGUCGAGAAAGCCAAGAAGGGUCGCAUGCAGGUCAACACCAUGACUGGCUUCGGUGGAGGCCCAGGUGGCGGUAAGUUUGGCAUGUUCAGUGGCCGGAGUAGCGGACCCAAGGGAGACGAGCUCAAGAGGGAAGGUAAAUACCAUGAUCGAGAACUCCAUGAAACGGUCUACAUUGCACCGCGUCCUGGUGGUGCAGCCAAGCUGAUUGAUCGCGACCAUCAGAGCUGGGAAGGCGGUGCGAACCGCGAAGACCGGUUCCGGAAACAACUUGCCGAAAAGGAGAAGGAGAGAGAACUUGCUAAGAAGCUUGGAACAAUGGGAGAUGGCAGUACCGGAGGCGACUAUAUGAAGAUCAAAGCUGCCGGUACGCAAAACCUACCUGCUCGAGGCUAUACCUCUUCUCAAGGAUCGGGAGCAGCAAAGCCAGACAAGCCAGACGGUAGCGACUUUGCUAGCCUUCUCAACAGAACCUCCGCAGACGUAUCCCUGGCACCCGUCAAGCGCAAGCGGACCGUAUCCGGUAAAUCGACAAAUGCAAGCGACCCCGUCGGCUGGGGUUUCAAGUACGGCCGCAUACCGUCGCCCAAGAAGGUCAUACAAUCAGCGUUUCGCGGUACACGCGGCGAAACCAGCCCAGCAAAGAAGCGCGCCCGCCUCUUCCUGGACGGCAAAGGUAUCCGCGAGCCCGGCCGAGAAAGCCUCGGUGGCCUCGACGCAGGUCUCAUUGCAGCUAUGGACGAUGAUGAUGACGACUUGGAGGUCGUCUGA
Messenger RNA from Pyrenophora tritici-repentis Pt-1C-BFP, 2409 nucleotides. RefSeq names its product zf-primase multi-domain protein. Gene Ontology annotation, molecular function: DNA replication origin binding; single-stranded DNA binding. NCBI's taxonomy places the organism in Eukaryota, Fungi, Ascomycota, Dothideomycetes, Pleosporales, Pleosporaceae. Gene Ontology annotation, biological process: DNA replication; DNA replication initiation. Gene Ontology annotation, cellular component: nucleus; nuclear replication fork. The record is from RefSeq and is a predicted model, not a curated record.